GCGACCUUGUUUACCCCACUCAGCUUGCAUCGUGAUUUGAAAACCUGCCCCCCGGUUGCUGGUUGCUGGUCCAAGACAAAGGCUCCAGACGAGGCUUUCUUUAGCGGUAAGGCUUUAAGACUUACGACCUCUCCCAGCUCGCCCCGACCGUCUACGGCAACGGACGAGACCAAGUCAGCAGACGACAAUCAUCUCAUCUCUCUUUCAUGACGAUGAGCAGCGAAAGCUCAUUAUCCUCCCCUAUCUCUUUUAACUCUGAUGACUUCUGGGAAGCUGGCUCCGUUGUCCAUAGCCGCCAUGAGACACGACGCCAAGGGGAAUCUCCUCCACCGCCAUGCUCGUUGAGGGUCCAAAUGCCGGUGUCAAAGAUCCCAACAACCAGGAGUACGAGUCAAAAACAACGGAAGGGGCAUAAGAAACAGGUCGUGACUGCUAGCCAGAAGUCCGUUGCAGAACAGAAAACAAAGCGCGGUGAACCGCCAUCCUCGGCCCAACCCACCAUCGAGAUUUCCAUUCCUCCCGAGGUACCUUUACCGUCCACCGGACCACUUUUAGCCUCUUCACUUUGGCUAAAAUUUCUGCUGCCCAGACUACUAAAUUCUCAACCCCAGCGGGUGCCAAGCUCACGAACAUAAACCGCGC
Aspergillus fijiensis CBS 313.89 is the source of this 642-nucleotide messenger RNA. RefSeq lists its product as uncharacterized. Bases 207 to 635 code for a protein of 142 amino acids. Lineage: Eukaryota; Fungi; Ascomycota; Eurotiomycetes; Eurotiales; Aspergillaceae. The record is from RefSeq and is a predicted model, not a curated record. The transcript has a single exon.